AUGGGUGAUAAGAGACAAAUCACCGCUGUAUUUGGAGCGUCAGUCAGUGGAGAAUUUUUACCACCCCAGUUAAUUUAUACUGGGAAAACUCCAGCUUGUCACCCAAACGGUGUCACUUUCCCAGCAGACUGGCACAUUACCCACACUGAAAACCACGAGGCAAAUGAAAGCACAAUGAAGGACUACAUUACUAAAGUCAUUGUGCCAUACAUUGAGAAGAUUAGGUCCCAAUUACCACAAAGGCAUGUCACAUCUCCACAGCCAGCCUUUGUCAUUUUUGACAUUUUUAAAGGUCAGAUGUGCCAGUCUACCAUUGACCUCUUAAUGGAUAAUAACAUUCAUUUUGUACAUGUGCCACCAAAUUGUACCAAUAGGCUACAGCCAUUGGACAUAUCAGUGAACGAACCUUGCAAGGAUUUCAUAAGGAACAAGUUCAUUGAGUGGUACUGA
Molecule: messenger RNA, 450 nt
Organism: Amphimedon queenslandica
Lineage: Eukaryota; Metazoa; Porifera; Demospongiae; Haplosclerida; Niphatidae
Exons: 1
Coding region: 1-450 (149 amino acids)
Molecular function (GO): nucleic acid binding
Source: RefSeq, a predicted model, not a curated record